This is a messenger RNA of Lactuca virosa, 402 nucleotides long. The record is from the annotation of a GenBank genome assembly. Lineage: Eukaryota; Viridiplantae; Streptophyta; Magnoliopsida; Asterales; Asteraceae.
AUGACCAGUGGCACUGCUUCUAAUGAUGCUAAAAGUGAGGAAAAUAUUAACGACAUUCCUGAUGGUCCUGAUCCAAUAGAUGUUGAUGAUGAUGUAUAUUGUAUACACCUGUCAUUUAUUGAUGUGCAACGUUUUCAGACAAUAUAUCCUAAAACCGAUACAACUAGUGUUGUUUUUGAAGGGGAGCAAUAUGUUCCUCAAAGGGAACCAUUUGUCAUUGAAUAUUAUGAAGAUGAUGUUCCACUAAGCAAGAAAAGAAAGGCAACAACUACCAAUGAUGCUGGUCCUUUCACGAAGAAAUGUAAAGAGCAUACAAUUUCUGAGAUGAAAAAUCUAUGGGGUGUUUAUACUGAAGAGGUUAGGGAGUCUGCCAAGAAACAUAACAUUCAAUCCGCUAAUUAG